Molecule: messenger RNA, 2888 nt
Organism: Spirodela intermedia
Lineage: Eukaryota; Viridiplantae; Streptophyta; Magnoliopsida; Alismatales; Araceae
Source: the annotation of a GenBank genome assembly
AUGCUGGCGCCUGCAACCCUCGUCGUCCUCCUCCUCGCCGUCUUCCCAGGGCAAGGGGAGACCAGCCCAGCGGCGGCGCCGCCGCUGGCCUCCUUCCCAAGAGCGCCACCGCCUGCGCCGGCACAGGCGGAGUCGGGGGCGGAGAAGACCCAGGCGGCGGCCUACACGACACACUUCUUCCCCCAGCAGCUCGACCACUUCACCUUCCGGCCCGCUGCGUCGAGAAUCUUCCACCAGAAGUACCUCGUCAACGACCGCCACUGGGACCGCCGCAGCGCCGCUCCCAUCUUCGUCUACACCGGCAACGAGGGCAACAUCGAGUGGUUCGCAGAGAAUACCGGCUUCCUCCUCGACAUCGCCCCCAAGUUCCGGGCCAUGCUGGUCUUCAUCGAGGUGAGCUCCUCUCAUGGCGCAACAAGCCGAUGGAGGCUUCUUUUCUGAACUGGAGCGACUGGUUUCAGCAUAGAUUCUACGGCGGCUCCAAGCCCUUCGGGAAGGACUUGUACAGAUCGCCGGAGGAGCUCGGAUACCUGAGCUCGGCGCAGGCGCUGGCGGACUUCGCCGUCCUCAUCAGGAGCUUGAAGAAGAACCUGACGGCGGAGGCCUCACCGGUGGUUGUCUUCGGCGGCUCCUACGGCGGAAGUGAGGAGCCUCUGAUUCUUUCUUCUGUUUCCUCGCCUCUUUCUCUCUCUACAUCUCUUUCUCUCUCUCUCAAUUUCAGUGCUGGCGGCGUGGUUCAGGCUAAAAUAUCCCCACAUAGCCAUUGGGGCUGUGGCUUCGUCGGCUCCCAUCCUGUAUUUUGAUGAUAUAACUCCGUCCAGCAGCUUCUACGAUGGCGUCUCAGAGGACUUCAAGGUACAUCGAUAGUCCAUUCUCUCUCUCUCUCUCUCUCUCUCUCUCUGGAAUCUAAUGCCUCUCUCUGCAUCAAUCUCUAAAAGGGUGAAAGCUCGAACUGCUUCGAGGUCAUAAAGGGUAGCUGGGAGGAGCUGCUGGCGAAAUCCUACCAGAAGGAAGGCAUGGCGGAGAUCAGCAAGAUGUUCAAACCCUGCAAGUACGGAACACCCUCUCUCUCUCUCUCUCUCUCUCCCUUGUUUUCUGAGACAAGUCAAGUUAAGGUAGAACAAGGGGUUACAGAGAUUUCGAAGUUCUGACAUGACCAAUGGCUGCUGCUGCGUUGCUGCAGGCCUCUUCACUCCGUCUACUCAGCUCGGGACUGGCUCUGGUCGGCCUUCGUCUACACCGCCAUGGUGGACUAUCCUACUCCGGCCAACUUCAUGAAACCCCUCCCCGCCUACCCCGUCAAAAAGGUUACCUGCCUCUUCUCUCUCUCUCUCUCUCUCUCUCUCUCUCUCUCUCUCUCUCUCUAAUUUUUCUGUGUACAGAUGUGCAAGAUCAUCGAUGGGUUGCCGGCGGGGAUGGACAGGCUGAGCAAGGCCAUUGCGGCGGCGAGCUUAUACUACAACUACACUGGCUCUGCGAAAUGCUUCCAGAUUGAGAACGAGACCGACGCUCAUGGUCUCCACGGCUGGAGUUGGCAGGUCCUCUCUCUCUCUCUCUCUCUCUCUCUCUCUCCCUUGGCGGUGGUGGGAUGUGACGGGAGGAGGUCUCCUCUGCGCAGACCUGCACGGAGAUGGUGAUGCCGAUGAGCUCAUCCAACGGAAGCAUGUUCCCGGCGUUUGCCUACGACUACGCGGAGUUCGCUGCCUCCUGCAACGGGACUUAUGGGGUCUCGCCGAGGCCUCACUGGAUCACCACCGAGUACGGCGGUGAGGUGGGCCACCCCUCUUCUCUCUCCUCUUCUCUCUUCUUGUCUCCUCGUCUCUUCUUCUAUCUCGUUCUGCUUCCGCAUCUGGUUCCUGUGUGGGCAGAGGAUCGAGAGGGUACUGAAGAGAUUCGGGAGCAACAUCGUCUUCUCCAACGGGAUGAGGGAUCCCUGGAGCAGAGGAGGGUGAGCCCACGCCCUUCUUCCCGGUCCUUCCUCUUCUCUCUCCUCCUUGACCUUCGGCUGGUCCUCUAUGCAGCGUCCUCAGGAAUAUCUCCGCCACCGUUGUCGCUCUCGUAACCGAGAAGGGUAACCUCUCUCUCCUCUCCUUCAUCUCUCCUUCCUCUCGCUCUCUCUCUCUCUCUCUAUCUAUCUAACUCUCUCCUCUCCAUCUGUCUAUCUAUCUAACUCUCUCCUCUCCAUCUGUCUAUCUCUCUAUUUUUUUCUCUCAUUCUUUCCCUCUAUCUAUAUCUCUCUCUCUCUCUCUCGCUAUCUGACUCUCUCCCGUCCAUCAUCUCUCUUUCUCCCUCUCUCCCUCUCUCCCUCUCUCCAUCUCUCUCUUUCUCUCCCUCUAUCUAUAUACCUAUCUCUCUCUCUCUCUCUCUAACUCUCUAUUUAUCUCUCUGUCUCUCUCUGUCUCUCUAUUUAUUUCUCUCUAACUCUCUAUUUCUCUCUGUGUCUCUGUCUCUCUAUUUAUCUCUCUUAUCUCUCAAUUUAUAUCUCUUUCUAUCUAUUUAUCUAUCCAUUUCUCUCUCUCUCUCUAUUUAUCUCUUUCUCUCUCUCUCUCUAUUUAUCUCUUUCUCUCUCUCUCUUAUCUAUCUAUUUAUCUCUCUCUCUAUCUAUCUAUUUAUCUAUCUCUCUCUCUCUUAUCUAUCUAUUUAUCUCUCUCUAUCAGUCUAUUUAUCUCUCUCAUCUAUCUAUUUAUCUCUCUCUCUUUCUACCUAUUUAUCUCUCUCUCUCUCUCGCUGACUAUUGAUCGCGUAUCUUUCUCUCUAUAUACGUGGCAGGGGCGCAUCACGUGGACUUUCGAUCCGCCACUGAAGGCGACCCGGAAUGGCUGACUCAGUUAAGGAGCCAAGAAGUGGGAAUCCUUCAGAAAUGGAUCGACGAGUACCGACUCGGGUGA